Molecule: messenger RNA, 1359 nt
Organism: Scheffersomyces coipomensis
Lineage: Eukaryota; Fungi; Ascomycota; Pichiomycetes; Serinales; Debaryomycetaceae
Gene: TIF3
Product: Tif3p
Exons: 1
Coding region: 1-1359 (452 amino acids)
Cellular component (GO): nucleolus
Molecular function (GO): RNA binding
Source: RefSeq, a predicted model, not a curated record
AUGGCACCUCCAAAGAAAACUAUCAAGAUGGACUUAGGUUCAUUCUUAGCUGAUGACUCACUCGGUGGUUCAUGGGCUGAUGAAGAAGUUGAUUUAAAUUCAAUUGGUGUCAAUUCAACUGCUGCUCCAAUUGGAGGAUCUAGUAGAGAUGUUAGUGGUUCAUACAAUAGAGAAGAAAGAUCAUCUAAUUUCGGAGGUGAUAGAUCAUUUGAUGAUCAAAGAAGAGAAAGAAAAGAAUUCCCGAUUCCUGAUCAACCACCAUAUAGAGCAAAAGUUAGCAACUUACCUUGGGAAGUUGAUGAAGAAACUGUAGCAAGACAUUUUGAAAGUAGAAUGCAAUUACAAGAUAUUGUUACUGAUGUUGUAUUACCAUUAGAUAAAGAAACUGGUAAAGUUAGAGGGUUUGCUUUUAUUACUUUCACCGAAAGAAAUUAUUUGGAAGAAGCUUUAAAUUUAAAUUUAUCUGAUUUUAAUUCAAGACCAAUGUAUGUUCAAGUUGCUGCUCCUCAAAGAGCUGAAUUAGAUGGUAAUUGGAGAUCAAGUAGAUCUGGUCCAUUAGAUAGAUCACAAAGAAGAGAAGAACCUGAUUUAGAUUGGGGUGCUGCUAGAAGUUCAACUGCUACUUUACCACCAAGAGAAAGAAGUAAUAGAUCUGAAAGAGGUGAUAGACCAGAAAGAACUUUUGAUAGACCAAGAAGAGAAGAACCUGAUUUAGAUUGGGGUAGUGCCAGAACUACAACUUCUACUUUACCACCAAGAGAAAGACCAGAAAGAGGAGAUAGACCAGAAAGAUCAGAAAGACCACCAAGAAAGCAAGAACCUGAUUUAGAUUGGGAUACUGCUAGACAUUCAACCGUCGCCUUACCACCAAGAGAAAGAAGUAAUAGAUCCGAAAGACCAGAAAGAGGAGAAAGACCAGAAAGAUCAGAAAGACCACCAAGAAAGCAAGAACCUGAAUUAGAUUGGGGUAGUGCUAGAACUACAACUGCUACUUUACCACCAAGAGAAAGAAGUAAUAGAUCAGAUAGACCAGAAAGAACUGUAAGAACUCCAAAGAAGGAAGAACAAAGUUUCGAAUGGAAAAGAGGUGAAAAAUUACCACCACGUACCAAAUCAAAUAGAUCAUCUACUAAUACAACUCCAAAGAAACAACAACAAGAAGAAAAGAAAGAAGAACAAGCUAAACCACAAAAGUCUGCUUUUAGUGUUUUAGAUGUUGAAGGUGAAUCUGAUGAAGAAGAAGAAGUGGAAGGUAAACCAGCUGAAGAAUCAAAAGAAACUGGUUUAGAAGAAGCUGCUGAAAAGUUAGCUAUUGAUAAUGAACCAAAAGAAGAAGGUUGGGAAGUUGUUGGAAAAUAA